Pyricularia pennisetigena is the source of this 846-nucleotide messenger RNA. RefSeq lists its product as uncharacterized. Bases 1 to 846 code for a protein of 281 amino acids. Gene Ontology annotation, cellular component: mitochondrion. Gene Ontology annotation, molecular function: protein-containing complex binding. The record is from RefSeq and is a predicted model, not a curated record. Lineage: Eukaryota; Fungi; Ascomycota; Sordariomycetes; Magnaporthales; Pyriculariaceae. The transcript has 2 exons.
AUGUCUGCUGCCAAGGCUGGUGCCAAACGGCUGGUCGUCUGCGGAGGCAACGGCUUUCUCGGAUCAAGAAUCUGUAAAUAUGGUGUCACAAGGGGAUGGGAUGUUACUUCAAUAAGGCAACCUUACGACAGCCGCUCAGGUGAACCGCACUGGGCCUCGGUGGGCCCGACGGCAUCGCCGCCUCCGUGGGCUCACCAGGUCAGCUGGGAGCGGGCCGACAUCUUUCAGCCCGAGGCCUGGGCUCCCCUGGUCAAGGGAGCCGACUAUGUCGUGCACAGCAUGGGCAUCCUGCUCGAGGCCGACUACAAGGGCGCCAUAUCCGGGAGGGAGAACCCCGUCCAGGGGCUGAAGAAGGCCUUCGCGGCAAAACCCCCCUCGGACCCCCGCCAGCUGACCUACGAGAUGAUGAACCGCGACAGCGCCAUCAUGCUCGCUAGGGAAGCCUCCAAGGAGAACGUCGGGGCCUUUGCUUACAUCUCGGCCGCUGGCAACGCGCCCGUCCUUCCGGCCAGGUACCUCAGCACCAAGCGCGAGGCGGAGAGCACCAUAGCUAGCGAGUUCCCCCGCAUGCGCAGCGUCUUUAUCCGGGCGCCAUUCUUGUACGAUACUUCAAGGCUUUUCACGGUCCCCAUGGCGGCGCUUACGGGUCUCGGUACAUUGUUCAACCGGUCCACCGGUGGAGUCUUUGGGAGCUUCCUGGGCGCCGCAGCCAUCAAGCCGCUCAAGGCAGAGGAUGUCGCCGCCGCAGUGAUUGAAGCUUUGAGCGAGGACAGUGUCCGGGGUCCGAUCGAAGUGCCUGAAAUUGAGGAGCUGGCCAACAAGGGCUGGAGGAAAGGCAUGUUGUGA